Molecule: messenger RNA, 979 nt
Organism: Hippopotamus amphibius kiboko
Lineage: Eukaryota; Metazoa; Chordata; Mammalia; Artiodactyla; Hippopotamidae
Product: transcription initiation factor IIB-like
Exons: 1
Coding region: 23-979 (318 amino acids)
Biological process (GO): transcription preinitiation complex assembly; transcription initiation at RNA polymerase II promoter
Cellular component (GO): nucleus; transcription preinitiation complex
Molecular function (GO): RNA polymerase II general transcription initiation factor activity; TBP-class protein binding
Source: RefSeq, a predicted model, not a curated record
UGUAGCUGGAACCGCAGUGGCCAUGAAGAUGGCGUCUACCAGCCGCUUGGAUGCUCUUCCAAGAGUCACGUGUCCAAACCAUCCAGAUGCUAUCUUAGUGGAAGACUACAGAGCUGGUGAUAUGAUCUGUCCUGAAUGUGGUCUGCUUGUAGGUGACCGGGUUAUUGAUGUAGGAUCUGAGUGGAGAAUUUUCAGCAAUGAUAAAGCAACAAAAGAUCCAUCUCGAGUUGGAGAUUCUCAGAAUCCUCUUCUGAGUGAUGGAGAUUUGUCUACUAUGAUUGGCAAGGGUACAGGAGCUGCAAGUUUUGAUGAAUUUGGUAAUUCUAAGUACCAGAAUAGGAGAACCAUGAGUAGUUCUGAUCGGGCAAUGAUGAAUGCAUUCAAAGAAAUCACUACCAUGGCAGGCAGAAUCAACCUCCCUCGAAAUACAGUUGAUCGAACAAAUAAUCUAUUCAAACAAGUGUAUGAACAGAAGAGCCUGAAGGGAAGAGCUAAUGAUGCCACAGCUUCUGCUUGUCUCUAUAUUGCUUGCAUACAGGAAGGAGUUCCUAGGACAUUUAAAGAAAUAUGUGCCGUAUCACGAAUUUCUAAGAAAGAAAUUGGCCGAUGUUUUAAACUUAUUUUGAAAGCUUUAGAAACUAGUGUGGAUUUGAUUACAACUGGGGACUUCAUGUCCAGGUUUUGUUCCAACCUUUGUCUUCCUAAACAAGUACAGAUGGCAGCUACACAUACAGCCCAUAAAGCUGUGCAGUUGGACUUGGUUCCUCGAAGGAACCCCGUAUCUGUUGCAGCAGCCACCAUUUACCUGGCCUCGCAGGCAUCAGCUGACAAAAGGACCCAAAAAGAAAUUGGAGAUAUUGCUGGUGUUGCUGAUGUUACAAUCAGACAGUCCUACAAACUAAUCUAUCCUCGGGCCCCACAUCUUUUUCCUACAGACUUCAUAUUUGACACCCCUGUGGACAAACUACCACAGCUAUAA